This is a messenger RNA of Oryza sativa Japonica Group (Japanese rice), 1677 nucleotides long. The record is from RefSeq and is a predicted model, not a curated record. NCBI's taxonomy places the organism in Eukaryota, Viridiplantae, Streptophyta, Magnoliopsida, Poales, Poaceae.
AUCUGUGAAUGAUUGAUUGGAUGACGCCAAGCGGCAAAUCGUAUCGAACCCACUCACGCAUCUGCCCGAACUUGAUCCAUCCACAGCAAUUUCACGGACACCCCAGACCCGCCAAUCCGGAAAUUCCCCACUUCGACGGCAUUACCGCGCCCGCCGCGAGCUGCAACGACGUACGCCGAGGAGGCAGGCCCCCGCCACUCGAUGGUUCGCCGCCGGCGGCACGGCCGAUGGACUCCUCCCGCUCCUCCAACUCUCUCGAUUCGGGGAGCUCUCUGACGCUGGGGGAGCUCGCGUGCGCGGCGCUGAUUCCGGUGCUCGCCCUGGUGGACGCGGUCGUGUUCGCGGCGGCGCAAUGCUUCCAGAAGCGCCCGCCGGGGCUGCUGCCCGCUACACUCGCCGCCCGCGCGCGCCGCCGCGCCGGUGGCCGCCUCACCUUCCGUGAGCUCGCCGACCUCGCCGACGAGUCCCGCUGCUUCUCGGUGAACGAGGUGGAGGCACUGUACGAGCUCUACAAGAAGAUCAGCUGCUCCAUCGUCGAUGACGGCCUGAUCCAUAAGGAAGAGCUGCAAUUAGCCUUGUUUAGAACACCGGCUGGAAAGAAUCUUUUUCUAGAUAGAGUUUUUGAUCUGUUUGAUGAAAAGAAAAAUUCUGUUAUUGAAUUUGAAGAGUUUAUUCACGCAAUAAGUGUAUUUCAUCCUAAUACUCCUCUUGAAGACAAAAUUGAUUUUUCAUUCAGAUUAUAUGAUUUGAGGCAAACCGGUUUCAUUGAACGUGAAGAGGUAAAACAAAUGGUUGUUGCUACCUUAUUGGAGUCAGAGGUGCAGCUGUCUGAUGAUCUUGUGGAAGCCAUACUAGACAAGACAUUUGAGGAUGCUGACACUGACAAGGAUAACAGGAUUAGCAAAGAGGAGUGGAAAGCUUUUGUACUGAAGCACCCGUCUGUUAUAAAGAAGAUGACCCUGCCCACCCUGAAGGACACUACAGCGGCGUUCCCCAGCUUCAUUUUCAAUACACAAGUUGAAGACUAGGGGUGAAUAAGGUGACACACGUUGGUUGUUCAGCAAUACUACCUCCGUUUUUUAAUAGAUGACGCCGUUAACUUUUUCUCACAUGUUUGACCAUUCGUCUUAUUCAAAAAUUUUAUACAAAUGUAUAAGAUAUAAAUCACACUUAAAGUUCUAUGAGUGAUAAAACAACUCAUAACAAAAUAAAUUAUAAUUACGUAAAUUUUUUGAAUAAGACGAAUGGUCAAACAUGUGAGAAAAAGUCAACGGCGUCAUCUAUUAAAAAACGGAGGGAGUAUAAAGAUGAUAGGGUAUCAGGUGGGAAAAAAGACAGCUCCGCAAAAUCAUGUGGUUCUCUCAAGUUCUCAACAAAAGAGACUGAGGCAUGCAUUGGAUUUGGAUAUAUCACCAAGACACCAACCGGGGUGCUCACCGCUCAGUCAGUCGGUCAGCCACCAUUUUAGUACUAGAACAGUAGGCAAGCUGUUCGGAGAGGUCAAUUUCAACACUCUCCGAAGUCUGUUUAUAAAAGUCGACAUGUGUAUCACAUUAUAUUUAUUCAUUCCAUGAUACAUUCACAUUGUGCAAAUCUGACAGCGACAUAUCCAGUGAUUCAUUUUGUUAGAUGGACGUGUUGCUAUUUAUUUCAACUUGUAGCCCGAAUUGGCUAAUU